AUGGCUCAUUUAAGGCUAAAACGUACAAAGCCUUCCAAACUUGGCUUUUCCGUACUUGUACUAUCUGCUAUUAUGUGGACAACUAUUUUUUCGCUGAUUCCACUGUAUGUAUCAAGUAGCGAUUUUAAUAUAACCAACAUCACCUACAUCAACAACACCAACAACAUCGUAACAUUACAGGAAGCUAUAAAAUCACUUGCGUCAUUCAGUGUCUCUUAUAUGUUGCCAGCUGGAUUAACAAGAAAGCGCGCUACACAAUCCGUGACUAACCGGGCUACAACCGCUGCUUCUCUACAACAAGCAGUCGGUGCUCCCAAAGGUUCCAUUAGUGUCACUGGCAUAGGCAGUGCAGCAGCAAACAGUGCCAAAGGUCGACGUCGUCGCGACGUUCAAUGCGACAAAACAGAUACUCCAGGUGUUGCUAUUAUCUUUGAUAUCCUACUGGAUUAUCCACAAAAUUUAGCAUGCCAAUCGUUGACCUGCCAAGUCAAUCUAUACACUGGUAUCCAGGAGAAAUUCAAUGCUGUGACCGAUGUCAGUAUCCCGUCGGAUGAUGGAACUCCUUUAGCCAUACAGCUAUGUCACGUCGAAUCCCAUACUGGUGGCACGAAUAACAAUCCUCAGAGUUCUAGUGGUGUUGUUAUCCAGUCUUGUACAAUCGUUUGUCAAAAUGGUGGUCAAUGCACAGAUCCCAUAACUUGCGGAUGCACUACAGGAUGGGCUGGUGACACAUGCGAAACUGCUGUAUGCACAAAUGGCUGCCAAAAUGGUGGUACAUGUACAGCUCCUGAUACAUGCAUAUGCGCAACUGGUUGGAGUGGUGCAUUGUGUACAAUUGGUUAGUAAAAUUUAAAUUUGAGAUACUUUCCAAUCAUUUCUAUUCCCGAGGAUUAGGGUGUAAAGGUGCGAUCGUUUUUUCUUGCUUGUAUCAUUAAAAAUAAAAUCUAAUAAGAAAAUUUUUAAAGUCAUUUCAUCCAUCGGUUGAAAAGUUUUGUAAAUGAGAGAAAAUUGUUUUAGAAAGUCCUCAUUGAGUUUUGGUUUAAUUUCUUCUUUCUUUUUCUUAGUUCAAGCUAUCGUCAGAAGUCAUGUCUUUAAUAGGCCUGAGUUUGUUGAAUAGUAGACUGAUGGCAUUUUAACAGAAAGACUUUCUAAUAGUUUUUUUUCCAGAACUAAAUUAUUUGUUCUUACGUAGCGCGUCUUAUAUUCAUCACAUGAGUGAAUCUGAUAAUUCUAGAACAUAGUAUAUACACUUAUGCGAUUAAUUAAAUAGCAUAUUCAACUAAAUGACUAUUUUAAUUAAUGUAUCGUCUCGUUUAUAUGUAACAAACUGGUGGCAACGAAUUGAUUGCGAUAAAUUGAACGUUCACUCGCUUGCUCCUCCAAGACUCAGCUAUAAAUUGACGAAUGAAUAUAUUUUAGUGAAUGAGAUUAUUUAUUAAUCAUAUCUAUUCGAAUUAAUGACAGACUAUAAAAUAUUAUUAUUGACAUAUUAUGCAAAUUUUGUUACUGAGAUGAAUAUUAUCUUCAGAGAAGAGGCUCAUUCGUAUAGAUAUUUCAUAGAAAAUUAUAUAUAUAUAUGAGAAAGAACUUCUGGAAGAAUCUAUUUGUUAUCGGAUAAAUUAUAAAAAUGAACAACUUUACUAUAUUUUCGGUUGACGACUGAAAAUAGUUAUUUCACUAGAUUUAUUAUUUGUAAAAGCUAUGAUUUUCUCUAAAAAUUUUACAGAACGAUAUUACUUAAGUUGAUGUAUAAGGUUUAAAAGGAUUUUGACACCGAAUUCAUGCUAUAUCAACUGAUUUGUUUCAGUUGUUGCAGCAGAUACAUAAUUAUAAAUAAUUAUACUGUAAAAGAAGUGAGACAAAGAAAUCCAUAGAAAUGUAUUCAGAGUCGGAUAAAUUCUUGAUCGAUAGAGAACUGAUAGAUUAUGAAGAAAAUACCAUUCAAUCUUUCUGUUUCAUAUAGAACCGAUAACAUCAUCAGUAACAACAACAACAACUAGAACAACUAGAACAACGACAACCAAGACUA
This is a messenger RNA of Adineta steineri, 2029 nucleotides long. NCBI's taxonomy places the organism in Eukaryota, Metazoa, Rotifera, Eurotatoria, Adinetida, Adinetidae. The record is from the annotation of a GenBank genome assembly.